Messenger RNA from Thermochaetoides thermophila DSM 1495, 1713 nucleotides. RefSeq names its product anaphase-promoting complex-like protein. The transcript is spliced from 6 exons. Gene Ontology annotation, cellular component: nuclear periphery; anaphase-promoting complex. The coding region runs from base 1 to 1713 and encodes 570 amino acids. The record is from RefSeq and is a predicted model, not a curated record. Lineage: Eukaryota; Fungi; Ascomycota; Sordariomycetes; Sordariales; Chaetomiaceae. Gene Ontology annotation, biological process: protein K11-linked ubiquitination; positive regulation of mitotic metaphase/anaphase transition; anaphase-promoting complex-dependent catabolic process.
AUGUCACAACCACUAACUCACCUCCGUCUGUUGAACACAACCUCUCUUCCCUCACCAAUCACAGCAUGUAGCAACUCAGAGCAAGAAAAGAACCCAAGACUUCUGAUCGCUCUCAACCCAGCCAUCGACUUGACAGCCACAGCCGGCACAAACGACAGUGCUGCUGGAGCAGUCGGCGGAUCAGGGAACACGGUCCUACAUGUAUGGCGAGCAGGUGAGCCGGGGCAACUAGUCUCGCGCGUGGGCGAGAAGGGGAAGAAAGUUGAGGGGGGUGUAAGGUGGAAAGGGGAUGGACAAUUCGUUGCAGCCGGCUGGAGCGAUGGUGUCGUCAGGCUAAUCGGCCUCGAAAGCAGCAAGGCGGUGCAUCACAUUCGCAUCGGCGAUGACAAUACGUCUUCCUCGCCGGCAAAGAUUGAGUUCAUUGCAUGGGUAAGGAAUGUGACAGGCGAGGCAAUAGAACGCAGAAAGCGUCGCCAGCAGGCUUCCAGCAGCAAGGGGGUGCCCAGCAAGUUGCCUGAGAGAACCAUCCAGCUGGAUAGAGAUCAUGUCAGCGAUAUUGUGCUGGACUUACCGCAUGAGUUGACGUUUCUGGAUAUUGAGACGUCGUUGCCUAAGUUAAGCCCUUUGCCUGUGUCGGGGGGAUCAGGUGUCCAGGAGGACCUGAAGAAGGUGGGCAACGGGAGAUGGACAAUUGUUCAAGCCUUGUUCCAUACAGUUGCUACAGGGCAUGUGUUUCCCGUCGUGAGGGAGUGGUUGAUGGACACGAUUGGGGAAAGGGGUUACAAGCGGUGGGAGAAGGCCGUCGUCUCUGGCCUGGUGAGCCUCCGUUCGCUGGUUCAUGAGAACUUCAUUCCUGCGUUGGAGAGAUGCGGUGUGAUUCUCAGCCGACUCCUAGGCCUCGCCAAGUUUCAUGAGUCGAUGAAGGAGAAUGUGGGUUUCACCGAGGUGCAGAUCAGCCGGCUCAUUGACACAGUGUCGAGCUUGAUGCUAGUGGCACAUAAGGUGCUCACGGCCGUCAUGGACGAGUUAGACUACUUCAACGCGUUUGCUACGUGGCUCAAGAUGGAAAUUGACUUCCAAUUCCAGCCUUCGCUUGCUGAUGAGCUCACAGAACGGCAGGCGACGAUAAACUACGGCAAGCAAAGAAGGAAGAAGAACAAGCCGCCAAGGAAGAAGCCUCAGCGGCCGUUGAGGGGGGCCAAAUCACUGUUGGAUCUGGUCGAUAGGCAGAUGAAGGAGCAGGAGGAGGGCAAGGAGUACAUGAAGGCCGUGCCCAGGGUUGAUUUUCUGUUGGAUUAUUUGACCAAGGGGGCCAAGGAGGUGUUUAAUGGCAUCGCCGAGGCAGAAAAACAGAAUGAUGCUACAGCUGUGGCUACUUUUACGGCUACGGUGUGGGAAGAAGACAAGAGCAGAGACGAACCAGAAUCUGUGCUUAUCCGCAUCGCCUACCGCCCGCUCUCCUCGUCCUUGCCAUACAGCGCCUACGUACCUGGACAAUGGCCUGCUGCUGAGGUCACCAUUAACGCUCCUGGCACUAAGGCAGAUAAGGGGGCCAUUGCCAGAUACUUUGGGUUUGACCAUGGGCCCAAGUUCACACCAGUCCAGAUGGAGGUCCAGAGGGCGUGUCGGCUACGAGGAGAGGUACCUGCGCGGGUGUGUCUGGUUGCGAAGGACAGGUCAACAUAUAAGACAUAUGCGCUGCCUGAGGAGUAG